UGAUUCAAGCUUCCUCCUUCCUCCUUCCUGCUUCACAGCAUUGAUCCGAUUUAAAAUUCCUCCAUCGAUUUCUCGGGUGUCCCCGGCAUCCUUGUGAAAGACACACACGCCUUCCCGUCAUGUGACCCGAUUAGUCAAGCCUGACGUCGACCAUCCAUCUCGUCGAUCCCAACCGGCUCUCCCGCGCUCACAGCGUCAUCUUCUGCAUCCCUCAAUCAUGUGGCUUCAAUGACGGCUCCAUCAAUCCGUAUUCCCUUCACUGGCCCUCUGCCUCCGCCAAUUAUCGUUCCCCCGUCCGCUCGCACGGUCUCGGGUGCCAUUGAUGCCCUCCUAAACUUCUUAACGGCCCCUCCGUCCCCCUACCUGCGCGGCGUCGAUGUGGGCAGGUAUUCGCAGACGGUGCUCUUGACUGGCGCUGGCAUUUCCGUGGCAUCCGGAUUGUCCGACUACCGGGGUGAGAAUGGCACGUACGUCACGAACAAGACAUAUCGACCUAUCUACUACCACGAGUUUGUCACGCGCCAUGAGUCCCGCAAGCGAUACUGGGCUCGGAGCUUUGUUGGGUGGCCGGGUCUCCUCAAGGCAAAGCCAAACUCAACGCACUGGUCGAUCAGAGACAUUGGCGCAAAGGGCUAUAUCAGCUCGGUGGUAACCCAAAACGUCGACUCCUUCCAUUCUGUCGCACAUCCCGAGUUACCCACGCUUGAACUCCACGGCUACUUACGGUCGGUGGUCUGCAUCAAUUGUCGCAACCAGGUUCCGCGGAACAAGUUUCAGAAACAGCUCGAGGGGCUGAACCCGGCCUGGGCAGAAUUUCUCGCGAAGAUGGUCGACAUCGGCGCUCUGAAUACGGACAACCCCGAGGAGCAGCGGCGGAGGGGCUUCAAAAUCAACCCGGAUGGCGAUGUAGAUCUACCUGAGGCUCCAUAUUCCACCUUCCGGUAUCCAGCCUGUCCCACCUGCUUGGAGAAACCGCCUCGAUUGCCGGACGGGACUGCCGCUAGGGUGGAAGUAGAGCGCGAUGGGGCCUGGCUUCCUAGUUCUACGGCUGGGAUUUUGAAACCGGCGGUUAUUAUGUUUGGGGAAAACAUCGAUCCAAGCGUAAAGCUGGGGGCAGAAGAGGCUAUCGAUGACGCAGGCCGGCUCCUGGUUCUGGGGAGCAGUCUCGCCACAUACUCGGCAUGGCGGCUAGUGGAACGGGCCUAUAAGCGGGGGAUGCCUAUUGGCAUUAUCAACAUCGGAGGCGUCCGAAACGAGUCGAUACUGUUUGCCCAGGCGGAGCGCGAAAGCAGUGCUGUCGGCCAGCAUAUCCGUUGCAGUCUCCCCUCGCAGGAAAUCCUAGGCCCGGUGGCGGCACACCUGGAUUCUCUUGGGCAUUGAUGUGUGCCUUGUGUAUAGAGUGCGAGAGAUGAUGUGAUGUGUAUAGAAGAGACGAGUCCAUAUAAGCAUAUACAACCGACGGGAUGCCUACUACCAGGGC
Aspergillus ibericus CBS 121593 is the source of this 1480-nucleotide messenger RNA. Its product is annotated as putative SIR2 family histone deacetylase. Lineage: Eukaryota; Fungi; Ascomycota; Eurotiomycetes; Eurotiales; Aspergillaceae. Bases 229 to 1380 code for a protein of 383 amino acids. The record is from RefSeq and is a predicted model, not a curated record. The transcript has a single exon. Gene Ontology annotation, molecular function: NAD+ binding.